Messenger RNA from Cylindrotheca closterium, 774 nucleotides. NCBI's taxonomy places the organism in Eukaryota, Bacillariophyta, Bacillariophyceae, Bacillariales, Bacillariaceae. The record is from the annotation of a GenBank genome assembly.
AUGUUUGAUCCAGCCGAGACAAACGCCACGGAGAUCUUCCAACUCCAGAGAGCUGAUGACGAAGAAUCCAACAGAAGGUUGGACGCUAUGAAAGCCAUGGUUCCAAUGAAGUUAUUUUACAACCGGUUCUUGGAUGGUUGGAACUCUCUUGACGCCGAAGUGCAAUCCACUGUCCCAGUCGAUGACAAAGCUGCAGUGUCAAGAGCCUAUGCCAAGCAUAUUCUUUCGCACUAUCUCCCUGAAGCUGACCUCACAGAUGCCAAAAUUGACGAGUUUUGCAAUGAUGUCCACUCAUUUCUAACUUUAUAUGAUAAAGUUAUUUUACAGCAGGUGAAGGGCGCCCAUCUAGUGCUACUGAAUGCAAAAAAGGGCUAUGCCGACAAAUUCCCUCUUGGCAUGCAAAGCGUUAUGUCAUUAGCUAAAAUUGAUGCCGAAUUUGCCAAUGAAGCCUUGGAGCUGUAUGAUACCGAUCUCUACGCAGUCAAACGACUCCAUGGGACGUUCACACGAGGAGGCCUUACAAGGGACCUUUUGGAACUGUGCAACUUCAAGUUAUCGCCUGAAGAGACUGAUACGAAGUCUUGUUUUCAAACUCGUGUCAGCGUAAAAGUGGAUUAUACUAGGGAAAAUUGGCGAAAAAUCGUCAAAGAUCAUAAGAAUAGACCCAAUAAGGCGCAGGUCAAUGUGGAUACUUUUGCUGCAACAAGUAUUUCUGAUGUUGCCGUACCUGCAAGCAAUUUGGAGUUCAUCGUUCAGCAUGAUCUCGUCUCGUGA